AUGGAGGGUCUUCAAAGAUCAACCAUUUCGUUCCGCCGUCAGGGAUCUUCCGGUAUAGUCUGGGACGAUCGUCUCAUCGCCGAGCUUAACAAACAGGCCACCGAGCAGAAAGACGAAAGUCAACGCGACGAACAGCCUAAUAAGCCGAUGUCGGAAGGCUCGGAGCAAGGAAACCCGAUCGCCGGCGAUGAGAAAGAGAAGGAAAAGCUCAGGCCGAUCAAAACCGGUGGACCAACAAUGGGAGGAAUCGAGAGGAGUCGAUCUAACGGAGGAGGAGCCCCGCGACAUCACCGAACAACCGGAAGAGUGUCUCCUGCGGUGGACCCGCCGUCUCCGAGAAUCUCGACAUGCGGAUGCUGCUCUGCGUUUGGGAAGAAACCGCCGGGGAUGAAGAACAAUCCGAGGAAGAGGCCCCCGAAGCGCCGAUCGAGGUAG
Thlaspi arvense is the source of this 435-nucleotide messenger RNA. Lineage: Eukaryota; Viridiplantae; Streptophyta; Magnoliopsida; Brassicales; Brassicaceae. The record is from the annotation of a GenBank genome assembly.